GGGCUCCGAGGGGGCGGGGGCCGGAGGAAGCGGAAAGCCGCGCGGAGUCGCCGGGGACCUCGGUGAACCAUGUUGAGCCCUGCCAACGGGGAGCAGAUCCACCUGGUGAACUAUGUGGAGGACUACCUGGACUCCAUCGAGUCUCUGCCUUUCGAUCUGCAGAGAAACGUCUCUCUGAUGCGGGAGAUCGACGCGAAAUACCAAGAAAUCUUGAAGGAACUGGAUGAGUAUUACGAGAAGUUCAAGCGGGAGACGGACGGCACGCAGAGGAGGAGAGCGCUGCACUGCAUUCAGAGGGCCCUGAUUCGGAGCCAGGAGCUGGGCGACGAGAAGAUCCAGAUCGUGAGUCAGAUGGUGGAGCUGGUGGAGAACCGAGCCAGGCAGGUGGACAGUCACGUAGAACUCUUUGAGGCGCAUCAAGAGGUCAGUGACACCACCGGCCACAGCAAAGCUGGCCAGGAUAAGUCAAAAACUGAGACAGUCGCGCAGGCAGAAAAGCCUAACAGCAAGCGGUCCCGGCGACAGCGCAACAAUGAGAAUCGGGAAAACGCAGCUAAUAAUCACGACCAUGAUGACAUCACCUCCGGAACGCCGAAGGAGAAGAAGGCGAAGGCCUCCAAGAAGAAGAAACGCUCCAAGGCCAAGGCCGAGAGGGAGGCAUCCCCUGCGGACCUUCCCAUCGACCCGAACGAGCCCACGUACUGUCUGUGCGAUCAGGUCUCCUAUGGAGAGAUGAUCGGCUGCGACAAUGACGAGUGCCCCAUCGAGUGGUUCCACUUCUCCUGCGUGGGGCUGAGCCAUAAACCCAAGGGCAAGUGGUACUGCCCCAAAUGUCGAGGGGAGAACGAGAAGACCAUGGACAAGGCCCUGGAGAAGUCCAAAAAGGAGCGGGCCUACAACAGGUAGUGGCGGGCCUGGCUGGACCGAGGCGGCAGGGCGAGCCGUGCAUCCAUUGCCUCGCCACCUGGACGGGUGCAGGGACUGCACGUGUAGCCCUCUAAAGACUGGUGGAAGAGGGGCUCUUCCUCUCGUAGGGUUGACCGGGGUUCUCUUUGCUUUUCCGUUGGUGCACGUAUGUAACGAGAGAGUGGUCUGUGGGUCAGCAUUUUAGAAACUGCAAAUAUAGGUUUGAAUUAAACACUC
Molecule: messenger RNA, 1143 nt
Organism: Kogia breviceps (pygmy sperm whale)
Lineage: Eukaryota; Metazoa; Chordata; Mammalia; Artiodactyla; Physeteridae
Gene: ING1
Product: inhibitor of growth family member 1
Biological process (GO): positive regulation of DNA-templated transcription
Cellular component (GO): nucleus
Source: RefSeq, a predicted model, not a curated record